Messenger RNA from Brachypodium distachyon (stiff brome), 1745 nucleotides. RefSeq lists its product as uncharacterized. The transcript has 5 exons. Gene Ontology annotation, molecular function: protein binding. The record is from RefSeq and is a predicted model, not a curated record. Gene Ontology annotation, biological process: regulation of flower development. Gene Ontology annotation, cellular component: nucleus. The coding region runs from base 132 to 1358 and encodes 408 amino acids. NCBI's taxonomy places the organism in Eukaryota, Viridiplantae, Streptophyta, Magnoliopsida, Poales, Poaceae.
UACGAGCUUCUCAUAUCUUCCAUCUCCCUCUACGAUUAAUUUCCUCCUCGUCAAGUACUCUCGUUCCGAGCAAAAUAUUUCCCCGAGAACCGAGGAGCAACCGCCGGGGUUUCGAAUCGACAGCCUACGCCAUGCUCGACGACGAUCACUCUUUCGCCGAGGGCAUCUCGAGCCCCAUAGCGGCGCACAUCCUCGACUUCUGCGACGAUGGCACCGGCGGUGCCGGCGACCUCUUCGCGGCGGUGAACGCCGCCGCCUCCGACAACAUGUUCGGGGCGGCCGCCUCCUCGGAGGACGCCGCCUCGUCGUCGUCCACGGGCGCCACGCCUCCUCCUCCGCCGCUGUGCGACAACAUGUCUUCGGCAACGGGGGCCUUCUCCCCGCUGCCGUCGCUGGACUCCACGCUCUCGGCCCUCCUCGAGGACGAAGAAGACGACCAGCCGCCGCCCAGCGGCGAGCUCCUCCUCCCGAUAGACUACGCGUUCGAGGCUGCCGCGGAGCAGCAGCAGUUCGGCGGCGGCCAGAUGGUGCUCCCGCCGGUGUCGGACGAGCAGCACCACCAUGCUGCGGCCAGGGGGGCGCUGCAGACGCAGAUGAGCAGCACGGCGUCGGACCUCAUGCAGCAGAUCGCCUCGGGGUACGCGGCCGACGAGUGCGGCUUCGCGGCCGCGCUGGCCGCCGGUGCGUUCUCGGGGCUGGAAGAGACUCUGUGCCAGCAGCAGCAGCAGGCCGCGAUGUUCCCGGCGGCCACUGCGGCGUCGCCGUACUCCGCGGCGGCGCAGGGGGGUUUCUUCGUGGGCGGCGGCAACGGUUGCGCCGGCACGGCGGCGGUGAUCUCGAUGAUGAUGGGGAUGGAGGAGAUGGGCGGCGAGUACCAGCGGAUGAUGGAAGCUGGCGGCGACGGCGACCCCGCGGCGCAGAUGGCCGCCUUCUCUGCCGCCGCAGAGAUGCAGAUGGGAGGCGGCGGGAGCCCCGGGCAGGUGCCGGCGGCGGCGGCGGGUGAGACGACGGGGUCGAGCCUCGAGGACACCAGCUUCAAGGCGGCCCGGCUCUCCGUGGAGGAGCGCAAGGAGAAGAUCCACCGGUACAUCAAGAAGAGGAACGAGAGGAACUUCAGCAAGAAGAUCAAGUACGCCUGCAGAAAAACCUUGGCGGACAGCAGGCCCCGCGUCCGCGGCCGGUUCGCCAAGAACGACGACUACUGCGAGGCUUCCAGGGCCAUCGGCUCCCAGAAUCACGACGACUACGAACAGAUGGCCGGUGUGAAGGGGGAAGACAUGCUGGACCCGGAGGCGCUGGCGCACAUUAGCGGGAUGAGCUCCUACAUCUACAACCACACCGUGGAGUCGUGGAUAUGACGGGGUCAAAACCGGACCAACAGAAGCACUAAUUUUCUCCUAUUUUGUGCAGAUUUUUAAUUAACAGCCUGUUCAGCUUAAUUUUUGUCCCCGUGGUGGAAUAAUCUUUGUAGCUUUUGAAGCGCUGAGCUGAUUUAAUUUACCGUAGGGUCGGCUGUCAGUCAUGUCAAUCUGUUUUUUUGCUUGUUCGCCAAUCUUUCUGGUGAAUGUGAGGUUAGAGUUUAAUUGCGGAGGAAUAAAUAAUUAACCGUAUAUGUAUAUAUAGAGAGAGGGAGUCAUGUACUUACUUGGCUUCUUGAUAGAAAUACAACUUCAGGGAUCAUCAUCAUGUAGCUUUCUGGUGUUUAUCUUUUCCGAGUUGAAUGGAAAAUCCAUCGAGAAUUUUUA